AAAUAAUGCGCAUUUGCGACGAAAUGCGCUGCCGUAAUUUUGCGGCUCCGGUGGUGUUGGUGUUGGAUGUUUGUGAAUUGAUUUUUGAUUUUUGGCUGGAGAGUACUUAGUAAUCUUCUGUUGCCCUGUAUAUCAUGAUGGAUAUCAGACCAAACCAGACAAUCUACAUUAACAACCUGAAUGAGAAGGUUAAAAAGCCAGAACUGAAGGAGUCUCUGUACGGUCUGUUCUCCCAGUUUGGACCUAUCCUUGAUGUUGUGGCCCUGAAGACACCAAAGAUGCGUGGCCAGGCUUUCAUUGUAUUCAAGGAGAUUGGUGCAGCCACCAAUGCUCUCAGAUCGAUGCAGGGCUUCCCCUUCUAUGACAAACAAAUGCGCCUGCAGUACGGCAAGUCCGAGUCAGAUGCCGUCUCCAAGAUGAAGGGCACCUUCCGCCAGGAGGGUGGCAAGCGCAAGGACCCGUCCGCGCCCAAGAAGGCCAAAAAGGCCAAGACGAGCGCUACCGCGGCGGCAGCGACCGCCAAACCUUCAGAGGACGGGGACGGCGCCGACGAGGCGGCCGACCUGCCGCCCAACCAGAUCCUCUUCCUCACCAGCCUGCCCGAGGAGACCAACGAGAUGAUGCUGCAGAUGCUCUUCAACCAGUUCCCCGGUUUCAAGGAGGUGCGUCUGAUCCCGGGCCGACACGACAUUGCCUUCGUCGAGUUCGACACGGACGCACAGUCUGCCGCGGCCCGCUCCGCCCUGCAGGGAUUCAAAAUCACACCAACACACGCAAUGCGCAUAUCGUUCGCAAAGAAGUGACGUGCCACCGGCCGGCUAGGUGGUUGAGCUGUGUGAGAGCUCGGGCGGAGGCCUGGAGUUCAGAUGUCAACGUUAGGACUCAUGAGCGUGAUUUGAUGUGAAACGGUAAGAUUCCUCACCGCUCUUUCGAAGUCAGGGGCUGCGUGUUAUCAGAGAAGUCCGACCUCACAUCAACAGGGGGUGUCUUCAUCGGAAGGCUGAACCGAGUGGUCAUACAGGACAGGUGUGUGCGUAGGCGAGACGUCCCAGGGAGGAUGGUUGGUGCUUGAAUAUGUGCUGACUGAAAAGAAGCUCCACUGCAUGCCAUUCAGUUGGAUGGAGAACGCGGUACUUCUUGCUACAAGGGCACGAUUCUCACGUACAAUGUUAAACGCAUUCAUUGGCAAUUUUGUGUAUUGCCACAAACCAUGUCAUCUUUGUAAUAAAUAAUAAAUAACAUCAGCAUUU
This is a messenger RNA of Amphibalanus amphitrite, 1250 nucleotides long. RefSeq names its product U1 small nuclear ribonucleoprotein A-like. The record is from RefSeq and is a predicted model, not a curated record. Lineage: Eukaryota; Metazoa; Arthropoda; Thecostraca; Balanomorpha; Balanidae. Gene Ontology annotation, biological process: mRNA splicing, via spliceosome. The coding region runs from base 135 to 803 and encodes 222 amino acids. Gene Ontology annotation, cellular component: U1 snRNP. The transcript is spliced from 5 exons. Gene Ontology annotation, molecular function: U1 snRNA binding.